AUGAAGCUCCACGCAUCGCUUACCCUGAUGCUUCUUCUCUCGUUGAGCUCAGGGCCAUGGUUAGCCGUCGCUGGCGAGAAAGCAUCAGGCGGCCUAUCUGACGGAUCCACGUGCUACUACGACAAGAACUACACCCCCAUCAAGCCUUACUGCAAGCGAGAUUUCGGGUGUGUGGUGACCAAGGUCAUUCGCAACUCACCACAUUUCAAGUUCAAGGGCGAAUGCGCCUCUGACGUUCCUCUGGACCAGAUAACCAAGCGGUUCUGCAUGUUUCGCUCAGUGAUGUUCGCGCCGGGGACGAGCGGCAUCACGGCGACGUCCAUGUGUCCGCACUGCACGUGCCGGCAGCUCAAGGGCGGCCCCACGUGCCUGUGUCCGCUGGGCAAGCUGUGCAAGCAGGACGCGGUGGGGCGAUGGAAGGACGGCACGCGAUGCAGAGACAGCAGACAGAACCAGUGUGAAGUGUCACGGGUGGUCAACGGCUCAUACGUUGGCAACUGCAUCAACCCUGCUCGUCAGUUCCUCCCCUCCAUCUUUGUUCCCUGCCUCUUAACCGCUUUCGUGCUUACUCGGGAAGCGAUCAAGACAUCGGCAAUGAAGAUCCUCGCGUCUCUUUCAUUUCUGCUGCUCCUCGCUUCAACUUCAGGGUCAUGGGUUGUCCGUGCAACUGGAGCUGCGUCAGGCCUACCUGACGGAUCCACGUGCUACUACGACAAGAACUACACCCCCAUGAAGCCCUUAUGCAAGCGAGACUUCGGGUGUUUGGUGACCAAGGUGGUGAAAAACUCACCGCAUUUCUUGUUCAAGGGGAAAUGCGCCUCCGACGUGCCUCUGGAUCAGAUAAAUCAGAAGUAUUGCAUGUUCCGCUCCGUCAUGUUCGCACCGGGUACCAGCGGCAUCACGGCUUCGACCAUCUGUCCGCGCUGCACGUGCCAGAAGCUCAAGUCAGGCCCAACUUGCGUGUGUCCGCUGGGAAAGCUGUGCAAGCAGGACGCGGUGGGCCGAUGGAAGGACGGCACGCGAUGCAAGGACACCAGACAGAACCAGUGUGAAGUAUCACGGUUUGUCAACGACACAUUCAUUGGCAACUGCAUCAACAGUGCUCAGGGUCCAAAUGAGUGCGUGAGUGCUGGACCAGGAUGGGGUCCAAUUUUCGUGAAGAACGGAGCUCAGAACAUGAUCAAGACUGGCGACCUCUGCCAGCGCUGCUCGUGCAUCCGUGGGAAGUUUGUCAACUGCAAGCCUGUGCCUGGAUGCGUCAUGUGUGCACCCAAGACGUCUAGCAACACCAAGCAGCAGUGCAGCCAGUGCUGCAAGAAGGCGACCAAUCCAGCAGCUGUUGAGCUGUGCAAUACAGCGUGCAACAGAGUCGUUAUAAUUGAGAGCGACCUCAAGGCAGGAGCAGCCUACCAAUACUCGCUUCUUUGGGUUCUACUGCUGGCAUCGCUAGCGGGUCUGCUCAUACAGUCACUGUCCGCCAACCUCGGUAUAGUCACAGGCAAGCAUCUGGCGCAGCAUUGCAGGGCGGAGUACCCUCGAGGUGUCAACCUCGCGCUAUGGGUGAUUGCAGAGAUCGAGAUCAUCGCCAGUGACAUCCCAGAAGUGAUAGGAACGGCCUUUGCGCUCAACAUGUUGUUUGGCAUUCGUCUGUGGGCGGGAGUCAUAAUAACCGGUUUCAGCACGCUCCUCUUCCUCGGCCUCCAACGAUUCGGGGUGCGCAAUCUGGAGGUGUUCAUAGCGCUGCUGGUGAUGGUGAUAGCGUGCUGCUUCUUCAUAGAGAUGGGCUACGCGCCAGUGGAUGGCAUGGCGGUGUUAGAGGGCAUGUUCGUGCCGCGCAUACAGGACCUUGGGGCGCUCGCCAUCGCCAUCUCUCUCAUCGGCGCUCUGGUCAUGCCGCACAACCUCUUUCUGCACUCCGCGCUGGUGCUCAGCCGCAAGCCCCAGCGCACCAGUCAAGGCAUCAAGGACGGGUGCCUCUAUUCGCUCCUGGAGGUGGCAGCGGCGCUCAUAAUCAGCUUCGCCAUCAACGUGGCAGUCAUCUGUGUGGGCGGCGCUGUCUGCUCCGCACCAAACCUCUCCGCGGACGUGCAGGCGAGCUGCAGCGACAUCAGCCUGAGCAACGCCUACUUCCUGCUGCGCGACGUGCUGGGCGCGUGGUCCUCCACGCUCUUCGGCAUCGCUCUGUUAGCCUCGGGGCAGAGCUCCACUAUCACGGGGACGUACGCGGGGCAGUAUGUGAUGUCGGGGUUCUUGGAGCUGCACCUCGCCUCGUGGCUGCGCAACCUGCUCACUCGCCUCGUUGCGAUUGUUCCCUCGCUCGCUGUUGCCAUUGUGGCUGGCGCUACGGGCGCCGGCAACCUCAUCAUCGCCUCCUCGAUCAUCCUGUCGUUUGGCCUGCCCUAUGCACUCAUUCCUCUGCUCAAGUUCACCAGCAGCCCGGUCAAGAUGGGUCCCUUCACCAACCACCCCACGUUUUUCAGCCGACUCUAUUCCCUCGCUGCAAGAACUUCCGCCGGCGUUAGUGAGGGGCGCGAGGGGAGUGACUAUAGCGGGGGUAGGAUGAAGCGGGAGCAUGACGCGUACGAGGCGGCGGUGUACGCGCGGAAUCUCAACGAGUACAACGCCGCGGCGCUCGAGCUCUCGCGGUCGCGAAAGCCAUACCUACUGCGCACGCUGUACGCGGACAUGCUGAUGGACGGCGUGCAGCCCAACUUCGUGACGUUCCACGCGGCCAUCACGGCGUGCAUGCGCGCCAACCGCCUGCACGACCUCGUCUUCUUCUUUAAUCAGAUGCGCGCGCGCGGCAUCACGCCCGACCGCUACAUAUUCAACUGCGUCAUGACGGCGUACAGCCGCAGUGGGCACGUGGAGAGGGUGUUCCGCGUGGACUGGGACAUGCGCGCUGCAGGGCGCCCGCCCAACAUACGCACCUACCAUGCGCUGCUCACUGCCUGCACCACCACCGGCCGCUUCGACAAAGCCGCAGAGGUGCAGGAGCGCAUGAGCAAGGACGGAGUGGCGAUGAACAAGUUCUGCUACGCUGCUCUCAUCGCCAUGCACCAGCGGGUCCGCCCCUCCUCCCCGCGCAUCGUUGCCAAGAUAUUCUCUCUCGUGGAACAGUCCCUGACAGCACCCACCUACAGCCUUGAACCGGACUCCACCCCCUCCAAAACCACCACUGCCACCACCCCCGGCACCGCUGAUUCGCCUGCUGCCGCCACCACUGAACCCACCACCGACUACCCCACUGCUUCCACCCUUGAAUCCGCUGCUGCUAACGCCGCUGCUUCAGAUUCCACCAGCAGCGCCACCCACGCCACAGCAGCCGCUGAGCACCCCCACACAGAAGCCGCUGCCGCCGUGCCUGCUGCUGCUGCUGCUGGUGGUGGCAUGGGCGUGGGUGCGGCGGCGGGGUCAGAGGAGGAGCAUGCUGCGAUGGAGGAACUGGCGGAGCAGGAGGAGGGCGGGGUGGGCAUGGGCAUGGGUGAUAUGGAUGAUUACGGUGGGCGGGAGGAGAGCGCGGGAGGGGCGAGAGGAGGAGGUGGGCUGGUUUAUGCGAAUGCGGAUCUCGUGGUGCACCGCGCUGCACUGAGGGCAUUCCUGGACGCACACCAGCUGCAGGCAGCAUUCCGUCUGGUGCGAAUGAUAGAGGAGAGUGGCACUGUCCCGGAUGCUGCGCUGCAGACUCUCCUUUUCAGGGUGCAUCUGCAGGCGGGCAACGAGGCAGAGGCGCUCAAGCUGGCAGACCUCUAUUACGGCCCCAAUGCGCGCCCGUAUAUCGACCAGUUCGUGCAAGCCAUCUCGUACAGUCUGAGGGAGCUGCGACCCAUUGGAAUGAACGUCGCCCUGCGACUGCUGGAGCUGUUUUUCAACCACGGCUUCUACUUCACGCGCAAGCAGGGCAGCCAGCUAUUGCAAGAGGCACUCACCAGCGAUAGGCGCAGCAUGGCGGCAGCGGAGAGGCUGUUUGACCACGUGGUGGAGAAGCACCAGGCACCCGAGUUUGAUGCUGUGCUCGACUUCAUGCGCGCCCUCAGGCGCCGGCAAACACCCAAGACCGAUCACCGGUGGUUGCUGGUCCAAGACCUGAUCAAGCGGCGGCGGAACAUCCGAGGGAUGUGGAUGAAGGGAAUGCAGGUGGACGGCCGUGAGCAUGAGGCACGGCUAUCGGUGGAACAGGAUGAGGUGUGA
Molecule: messenger RNA, 4191 nt
Organism: Closterium sp. Naga37s-1
Lineage: Eukaryota; Viridiplantae; Streptophyta; Zygnematophyceae; Desmidiales; Closteriaceae
Source: the annotation of a GenBank genome assembly